Messenger RNA from Trametes versicolor FP-101664 SS1, 1176 nucleotides. RefSeq lists its product as uncharacterized. Bases 1 to 1176 code for a protein of 391 amino acids. The record is from RefSeq and is a predicted model, not a curated record. The transcript is spliced from 3 exons. Lineage: Eukaryota; Fungi; Basidiomycota; Agaricomycetes; Polyporales; Polyporaceae.
AUGGGUCAAACUUGGAACUUCUUCAACCUCGAUAAAAUGGAGUGGGCGCACCCGGAGGGUAAGUAUAAGCUCGGGUGUAUCAUUUACGCAAAACAAGCGUUCCUCGUGCGCAGUUUAGCUAUUCCAUAUCCUGUGCCCGAGCUCGCAGGAUACCUCGCAAACGCUCCCCCGCCUGGCCCCGUCGCGAAGAAAGGUCUGCUUUCCCUUCCGGACGAAAUUCUCGACGACAUUCUUUAUUGCUCCGGCCUCAGCGACGCAUUCGACAGCGUGUGCCUUGCCAUAACGUGCAAGAAGCUACUCACGAUUGCCCAAGGGCGCGUACUCAGGGAGGCGCGCGAUUAUUCCUCCGCUGGCUGGGCAAUGGAUCGGAUUGUGUGCCUCGGAGACUACGUGGACCUGGACAACGUCCCGGAAGGUCUGUUAUCCCCCGCUCAGAAGUCAUACAUCGUCGAGCAGGCCGAAGCAAGGGGCUGGGGUCUCGACGAACUUGGCUACGCAGGACUCGCAGACAUCGGCACUUACGCGCAGCAAUAUCGCGGCCUGUACUACGAGAGCGUGGACUUCGUGAUGACGCUGCCCAUGCCGGACCGCCGCCUGUUCGUCGCUGCGCUUGCCAUGACGUUCCCCGCGCGCGACGACUGGGCGCUGUGCAACCAUUCGAAGCACGAGUUCGUCCGCGCGGGUGCGCUCGCGGAGCUGAGCGGCCAGCCGGGCGCUGCGCAGCCGUUCUUGCAGACCUGCGAGGCUGACCUCGGCACGGCGCUCUUUACGCGGUUCUGUUACUCGCCGGAUCCCAGCACUGCGCUGCCUAAUACGUCGGUGAAGAUUCAUGAGGGGAAGUGGGUCGGGGACCGGAUCUCCAUCGACACGAUCGAGCGGGUGAAACAGCGCCAACCGCAGCAGGAGUGGACGGACGUGACGGACGAGGUCGUUGCGGACAUCGAGGCCAUCUACCGGGACGAGUACGACGAGGACUGGGAGGAGCGGCUCACGAAACCACACGCUCCGCGUUCUUUCGAGUCCUUUUAUUUCUGGCACGACGAUGCGGACAAAGUGGCUGCGAUGUUACCAAGCCCGGAGGAACUGAGGCGGCGCGAACUCCGGCGGGAAGAAGCUCGUGUGCGUGCUGAAGAGUACACUCGAAUGCUCCGCGGGCUUGAGUCGGACUCAGACUGA